AUGCGCGACCAGCACUGCCAGUGCGGCUGCGGUCUCAACGCAGCCAGCUCGAGCCGGUCGUCAUAUUCCCCUGUCUCAUCUACUCGGACGCCGAGUCGCGCACAAGUUGCUAUGACGAGAUCUGGCAUUGCACAGCAACCUUCCUUGUCCCCGAUUGCAAUCCAGUCUUCCCUCAAUGACGAGCAAGGUGCCCUGUCUUCAUCACACAACAUUACCCUCGCCGGUGGUGUUCAACUCUGCUCGGUCAUUGCACCCAAGCAAAGGCCAAGAAGCCCCCUUUUGCUCUUCCCCUUCAUCGCUCUCAUGCUGCUCACCCUCAUCAGCACUGUCGCAUCCUCAUCGAUCCCUGCUCUGACAUUUCUUCCGCAGAAUAGCAACUCCUCCGCUCCUUCACAGACAACCUACACUGCUCUGCCCACCACCGCUCUGCCCACCACCGCUCCGCCUCCCGCCGCAGGCGUGGACAGUCACAAACAGCUUGCUGUAGCCGGUUCAAACUCUGCUAGUGGAACCCCCAAUCACAACGUCAAUGUAGAGAUCUCCCAACCCGUCAUGUGUGAAUACAUGAACAUCACCUUCGACCCAAGCCGCGGCACACCGCCUUACACCGUCAUGAUCAGCAUCGAAGAUUACUGGCCCGUCACCGUCAAUCUGCCCGCCAACUAUGACCAUGCUACCAAGGAUCUCUGGCUAUACCAGUAUCCCGUCCCGGCCUUCACUGGUGACACCACCAACCCAUCCUUGAUCGUGUCCGUCACCGACUCCACCGGUCUCAUGUCCAAUUCGUCCAGCUUUCUUCAAGUCAGCAACCCUAACAGUGGCGCCACUUGUCCUCCUUUCCAGUAUGACGCCACCUGGUUCUUCUAUACCGAACGUGCCGCAUCCAUGUGCCAGGAUUACAACAUCUUUUGGAACGGAAGCUGGGCUCCUCCCGUCACUGCCAUCUUCUUGCCCGAACAGGCUCCGCCCAUCUACGUCCCUGCCCCGGCGAAUGUGUACAGCAAUAUGUCCUGGAAAGUCGCCAUGGAGGGAGGCACACGCUUCAUCAUGACCUUGGGCGACAGCCGUGCCCUUGGCGGCAACGCCGGAAGCUCACGACUCAACAUUGUCGCACUCAAUGAAUACUUUAGCAAUGCCUGUAUCGCCGAAGCCAACUACGAGCACCGUCUCUUCCUUCCUACCACAACUGCAUCGCCUGCGACAAUCUUCCCUGACGCAACAUCCACUAUCGCCUCCUUGACUACCAAUGGCGGCAUCGUUGCUACCGUCACCGUCAUAGAGACCAUCAAAGCUGGUCGUUACGUUCAUGGCAAGAAUGGCGGCCCACUAUCCUCUGGCAAAUACCUCAUCCUGAUGGUUGUCAUUUUGGUGACCGUUGGAUUAGCCGGCGUGGCUCUUGGCUGGCUCUGUUUUCGAAGACAUCAGAAACGAAAGCAUAACAUCAAGGCUUGGGAUCUGCCCAACAACGAUCCAUCCACGCCUUUCAGUGCUGAUCCCAACAUGCCCAUUGCCCCCGGUGUCUUUGGCCGUAGCGUGACUCGACACGACUCCACCUCUGCCAGCUCACGCCGAGGGCCGGACCGAAACAGUGUUUCUGGCGUUAGCAACUACGACCCCACUUCCCUCACUUGCCGACCUCUCACCCACGCCCCUUCUACACGUGCUUCGCUUCGCAGCUGGACCUCGAGCGCAUUUGAGCCUUGUGGUGGUCAAGGUGGGGACCCUGACAACUAUGCGUUGAUGAGCACGGCCUCUGGAGGCCUUCCUGGCGUUUCUCCCUCAGAAGCUCAUCGCUACUCUUAUGGUCUCCGUGGCGGCAGUAACAAUCACGCUCGCUCUAUGACCAUGGGCACUUUCUCUAAUGAAUCUCGAGAUGGCUUGUCGCCGACCGAUUCAAAUCCUCGCAACUUUGGAUUCUAUUCCGACGACCCGCCUCAUCAUCGCAAUGGUGCCCCACCUGCCCCUUCUCGUGCGGUCAGCUCAGACGGCGCUUCCACCAAGUCCAAUCGUGUCGGACCGGGUCCAACGUAUCGCCCAGAUGCAGCUUCUCAAGCUGCUUACCAGGAUCUUCUGGCCAGCAACACUUCGCCCACCAGUGGCCUUGAUCGCUCCUUUCCCUUCAGUCCUGCGCGAAGUCAAGCGGCCACUCCGCGAGGAAACGGCUGGGCUGAGAUCUCGGACAACAACACGCAUGGCAACAAUGGCUCGCAACCGCGCCUCGUUCAACAUGCCGACGCUGGCCUCUUGCUCGAUGACAAUGACAAUGGCGAUGAACUGAUCAACUUUGGCACGGGCCGACUCAUGGAGCUUCCCCCUCAGUACGAUACCAUUCAUCCCAGUAGCGGCACUGGUACCCAGCAACGGCCGCUCUACGCGCAGUCACCGUCGUCGACCCGUAAUGAGGGCUCGACCAACUCUCAGUCGCUUGCAAGUCAACAGAGACAGCAUACUCACGGCACGAUGGCAUCGGUUGAUAUCUCGGAUGCCCGCAACCACCCAGCUGAAGUCCACGCUGCUGAUCUGGUCGACCCGAACGACGACGAGUCUGAUUUCUGGGCACACUGA
This is a messenger RNA of Ustilago hordei, 2565 nucleotides long. RefSeq lists its product as uncharacterized. The transcript has a single exon. Bases 1 to 2565 code for a protein of 854 amino acids. Lineage: Eukaryota; Fungi; Basidiomycota; Ustilaginomycetes; Ustilaginales; Ustilaginaceae. The record is from RefSeq and is a predicted model, not a curated record.